AUGGCUGCUCCCACAAUCCCCGCCAAGUACAAGGCUAUCAUCUAUGAUAAGCCGGGCACCGUCUCCACCAAAGUUGUCGAACUCGACACGCCAGAGCCCGGCCCCGGCGAGGUUCUGAUCAACUUGUCACACUCUGGCGUCUGCCAUUCAGACUUCGGCAUCAUGAUGAACAGCUGGGUUCAGCUUCCAUUCCCCACUCAAGCGGGCCAGGUUGGUGGUCAUGAAGGCGUCGGGAAGAUCGUAAAGAUGGGCCCAGGCGCGGAUGCAGCCGCCGUCAAAAUUGGAGAUCGCGUGGGGAUCAAGUGGGUCAGCGGAAUCUGUGGAUCCUGCGUUGCGUGCCUUGCUGGUAUGGAUGGCCAGUGCAUGAACCAGAAAGUUAGCGGCUACUAUACUCCCGGUACCUUUCAGCAAUACGUCCUGGCUCCUGCAAACUACGUCACCCCAAUUCCAGAUGGACUUGACAGUGCAGAAGCGGCUCCCAUGCUCUGCGCCGGUGUGACGACAUACUCAGCUCUCCGCAAGGCCAAUGCUCAGAGCGGCGACUGGGUGGUUCUAGUUGGCGCCGGCGGCGGCCUCGGCCACAUCGCCGUCCAACUGGGCGCGCGGGGCAUGGGCUACCGCGUCAUCGGCAUCGACUCCGACGGCAAAGAAGACCUGGUCCUCUCGUCGGGCGCGGAGCACUUCCUGCCCGUCUCUCUCGGCAAGGCGCUACCGGACAAGGUCAAGGAGCUGACGGGCGGGCUGGGCGCGACGGCCGUCGUCGUCGUCGCCGCCGCCAACGCCGCCUACGCCCAGGCCGCCGACAUGCUGCGCAUCGGCGGCACGCUCGUCUGCGUCGGCAUCCCCGAGGGCGAGCCCGUGCCCAUCGCCGGCGUCGUGCCGCAGUACAUGGUCGCCAAGGCCCUCCGCAUCGUCGGCGUCGCCGUCGGCGACCGCCGCGAGGCCAUCGAGACCAUGGACUUCGCGCGGAGGGGCAUCGUCAAGACCCAUUUCAGGCUGGAGAAGAUGGACAAGCUGGCCGAUGUCUUUCACGAGAUGGAAGGGGGGAAGCUGCGAGGCAGGGUGGUGUUGGAUUUGUCUUAA
This is a messenger RNA of Lasiodiplodia theobromae, 1083 nucleotides long. Its product is annotated as alcohol dehydrogenase. The coding region runs from base 1 to 1083 and encodes 360 amino acids. Lineage: Eukaryota; Fungi; Ascomycota; Dothideomycetes; Botryosphaeriales; Botryosphaeriaceae. Gene Ontology annotation, molecular function: zinc ion binding; oxidoreductase activity. The transcript is spliced from 10 exons. The record is from RefSeq and is a predicted model, not a curated record.